This is a messenger RNA of Cladophialophora yegresii CBS 114405, 495 nucleotides long. RefSeq lists its product as uncharacterized. The record is from RefSeq and is a predicted model, not a curated record. The transcript has a single exon. Bases 1 to 495 code for a protein of 164 amino acids. NCBI's taxonomy places the organism in Eukaryota, Fungi, Ascomycota, Eurotiomycetes, Chaetothyriales, Herpotrichiellaceae. Gene Ontology annotation, biological process: regulation of DNA-templated transcription. Gene Ontology annotation, molecular function: DNA-binding transcription factor activity, RNA polymerase II-specific; zinc ion binding.
AUGCAGUGUACGGGGGGCAACCCCUGCGAGGCGUGUGCGACGAGGAGGAGUCUUUGUGUCUACGAUGCCACUUCCGACCAGCGUCGUAAAAUCGCCAACCAACGGAACGUCCAAGAGCUCGCCGAUAAGCAACUUGACCUUGAAAAACACCAGCAGCUGCUGGGAGGAAUCAUCGCUACUAUCAGAGCUGGCGGGUUCAGUGCAACCGAAGAUCUCAUCCGUGUCAUUCGCUCAAGCGUCGACCUGUCGCAACUAGCCGCCCACGUGCGAAACGAGUGUCGAGCCAACAUGGCGAUCCAGCAGGCUUUCGAAAAGAUCGACUUCGUUAUCGACGGCGGUCCUGAACUGCCUUCACCAUCUCAGUUGCAAGUCAUGCCUGGCGACUUGGGUCCCAAGGAGAAUAGUUUCGGAUCCGAGGUCGACAGUGACACAAGUUCAGCAAAUAUUCAUUCCGGCUCAAGCACGAAACCCAGCUUGGAUAGACAGAUGUCGUGA